AAAAGGGAAACUAACAUUCCAUUGUGUGAAUAUAACAGGAACAUGGCUGGUAUCCUCCCUCUGGUGUUUCUGAUCUUUAGCCUGGGGACUUCUGUUGUGUAUUCUGGGAGCCACACGUUGAGGUUUUACAUAACUAAGCUCACAGCUCCGUACCCCGGGCUCCCGGAGUAUAUGCACAUGGCGUAUGUGGACGAUCUGCGCUUUGCCCGCUACAACAAUGAGAUCAAUCGCUGUGAGUUCUGGAUCCCAGCGCUGGGCACCCUGUAUGAACGCAUGACCAUGCAGAAGAAUUACAUGCACAAUUUUGAGAUUUCCCAUAAUCAGAAAACUAAAUUAUUAACUGAUCUUUAUAACAAGACGUCUGGUAAGGAUGCCAUUCAUGUUUACCAGACAAAGGCUGCCUGUGAGAUGCAUGAAGAUGGAACCAUUACUGCAUAUCAGGAGGUGGCAUUUGAUGGGAAGGAGCUGAUAGCCUAUGAUUAUCAGACGGAAACUUUUAUCCCUACAACACCAGAGGCUCAAACUGUCGCCCAGAUUUGGAAUGAAAAUUAUGUUAAGUUAGAAAAGGUUUUCCUGGAAAACUACUGCACUCAUCGUUUAUCGACGUAUCUCCCUGCAAUAGCAAGCGAUCUGGAGAAAUUAGUUCCCCCCAAAGUGAAGGUUUCCAGCUCAGAGUCAGAGAGCGGCACCAAACUGCACUGCCGGGUGUAUGGGUUCUACCCCCGAGAUGUGGAAGUGAAGUGGAUAAAGAAUGGGAGAGAUGAGAUUCACUCAGAGGAGGCAGCACAGAUCCUGCCAAACCCUGAUGGCACCUAUCAGAUCAGAGUCAGUGUGGGGGUAACACCAGAGGGGGGCGCCACUUACUCCUGCCAUAUAGAUCACAGCAGCUUGGAGAAGACACUGGUUGUUCCCUUUGAAUACAACAAUAGGAGCAUUUUGUACAUCAUCAUCCCCAUAUGUGGGGCACUGCUCCUCCUUAUGAUUGGCCUGGGGCUAUUUCUAUUCAGAAAGAGAAAAAAAGACCCCAAUGGCAGCUAUCAGAGUGGGAGCACGGAGACAGACAUUGAAAAUUGAACUAAAAAGAGACAGUUUGUAUUUGCUGAUGUCACUAUGGGUUGUUUGUAACCAAUAUCUGUGUGAGCUUUUCUUCUUAAAUUAUUACACACAGACAGCAUUGGUUACAACAAUUGAUGUUGAUUUAUGCUGAUUUAUGAGGGGAGAUUGAAGUUUCAGUUUUGUUAUCCCACAUGGGCACAUAAUAAUGGGCUAAUUAACCAGUUCUUAACCAAACAAGCCAAUGUCUACCCACAUGCAGAUGGACUGUAUUUUGACCAGAACACAUUUUUCAGUAAGGGAGAUGUUUAAUGAGCUAUGUCUUAUUGUACAGUGCUGUGGAAAAUGUUGGGGCUAUUUUGUCUACUUUAGCAUCGUCUAUUUUAGUAGCCAUGACAAGUAGCUGCUACUAGUAGCUCUGUGUGUCUUCACCCUAAGGUGGGAACUGCACCUUUUUACACUCUUACUCUGCACACAUGCAUACAUGUAAUUAUACAAUUAUGUAAUUAUACAUACAUAAUGCAAAGAGUCUGAACUCACAGUUUAGUCUGCAAUUUCAAUUAUAAAUCCAAAAUGACAACUUAAGGAUAGAAAACCUGCCAUUGCACAACAUGAUAGUUGAGAAGGAGGGUCUUUGUGUAGUUUACAUGAUGUGUAUUGGACGGGUGUUAUGGGAUAUGGAACAAUUAGAUAAUCUAAGAGCUUUCCAGAAAUCACCCCAUCAUCAACCAUCGCAAUGCAACUCAUUUAUGAGCCCAAGUUCAGUCUGCAGAGCAUAGGUCCCAACUAUCAAAAUGUCCUGUGGUGCCUUUAAGAGUCCCGCUCGUCUGCAGGUCUUCGCGGGUUUUCUCGGCUCAUUCCGUCACGCCAUCUUCGGAUCUUCACGACUUCUUCCGCGCGUUUGUCUUCGGCUCUUUCCGGCUCCUUCAGGUGCUUCGGCAUCUCUGCCCUUUUUGUAGUUGUCUGCAAGUCUCGCGAGAGUGAGUAUGGCACAGCAAGCCAUUUCACUUCAAAUUCAGAACAAACAGGGUGGGUGCUGGUGCUGGUGCUGCUCAG
Messenger RNA from Xenopus tropicalis (tropical clawed frog), 2109 nucleotides. RefSeq names its product major histocompatibility complex, class 1, UB alpha chain, subfamily 13, member 4 (gene mhc1-uba13.4). The record is from RefSeq and is a predicted model, not a curated record. The transcript is spliced from 6 exons. The coding region runs from base 43 to 1074 and encodes 343 amino acids. Lineage: Eukaryota; Metazoa; Chordata; Amphibia; Anura; Pipidae. Gene Ontology annotation, cellular component: plasma membrane.